AUGCGGGGAGCAGGCGGAUUACCUAAGCCUAUUCGGGCUUGGCGUCGCGGACAAGUUGACAGCUCCGAGGCGGUUUUCCUUGCUGCUCCGACCAACAACGAAUUCGCGAUGCCGCCACCGGCUACAGAGGGUCUGCAGGCGGAUAGCAAUGAUGCCUCUUCAUUCUUCAAAGUGCCUGCUCCGAUCAAACUCCUCUUCGAUCAAUUCCCCUUGACCACAUAUCCGGCAAACGACCUCCCGCAACGGGCUCCGUCUCGGCGACAUGACAACCAGCUGUUUGUUUUCAGCGACGCCGCGAGUGCGCGACGCGGUCGACCCUCCUUCAACCCUCAAUGUCUCAAGUGGCAGGCAUACCUGAAAUUCGUCGGAAUCGACUUUGAAAUCACCCCAUCCAACAAUCAUGCCUCACCCACUGGCGCCCUACCUUUCCUUCUUCCAGCACUCCCGACUGAUACAACUACAACAAUUCCCUCAAACAAGCUCCAAAAAUGGGCCAUUGAGCAAGUCCACUGCGAGGAGGAGCAGCAAUUGAACCUCCGAUUUGAAGUAUACGCCUCUCUCCUGGACCAACGGAUACGCAAUGCUUGGCUUUAUAUGCUGUAUCUCGACGAGCAGAACUUCGAAGCUGUUGCGCGGCGGCUUUACGUGAUCCCCUCCACAACAAACUCUCUUGUGCGAGGUGCCUUGGCUUUCCAGCUUCAACACGCCGCUCGCGAAGAGCUUCUGAAAACAUCACAGUACAUCGACGUAGCCAGCUUGGAAGGGGAUGCAGGGAAUGCCUUUGAAGCACUCUCUUCGCUCCUCGGCGCGGACGAACACUUCUUUGGCAGACCCAACCCCGGCUUAUUCGAUGCCAGCGUGUUUGCCUAUACCCAUCUUAUCCUGGAUGAGACGAUGGGUUGGAAGCAAAAUCGCCUUGCGCAGCUGCUCCGUAAGCAUACUAACCUUGUACAACACCGAGACAGACUAUUGGGUUUUUUCUAG
Messenger RNA from Penicillium macrosclerotiorum, 984 nucleotides. RefSeq names its product putative mitochondrial outer membrane protein (Sam35). Gene Ontology annotation, biological process: mitochondrion organization. Gene Ontology annotation, cellular component: SAM complex. Bases 1 to 984 code for a protein of 327 amino acids. Lineage: Eukaryota; Fungi; Ascomycota; Eurotiomycetes; Eurotiales; Aspergillaceae. The record is from RefSeq and is a predicted model, not a curated record. The transcript has 3 exons.